Messenger RNA from Pistacia vera, 413 nucleotides. RefSeq lists its product as uncharacterized. Bases 96 to 413 code for a protein of 105 amino acids. The transcript is spliced from 3 exons. The record is from RefSeq and is a predicted model, not a curated record. NCBI's taxonomy places the organism in Eukaryota, Viridiplantae, Streptophyta, Magnoliopsida, Sapindales, Anacardiaceae.
UCAACCGUCAGGCGUCAACUGCCAAGAUAAACUGAAGUCGGUUUGUAUGCACUGAAAUUGUUCGAAGAAAAGUGGGAGAGAGUGAAAGUGUGACGAUGAUACCAAAAUCACUGCAGGUGUUGGGCACAAGUGCUACAAUAAUCUUUGGUGGAUUUGUCACCCUCAAUUUCGCUUCAACGAUUACACUAGGUGCGCUUCGUGCUGUCACUGAAGCGAAACGGAAAAAGGUCGCGGCGCCUUGUGGGUCUUGUAAAGGGAAAGGAUUUUAUAAAUGUAAGUUAUGCAAAGGAAAUGCAACUAUAAAGUGGUCGCCUUUGUAUGACCCUAUUUUUAUCAACCCUUGUCUUUGUCCUACAUGUGAUGGUAACAGGGUGCAGCGCUGUCUGAACUGUCUGGGGAAGGGCUUCUAUUGA